AUGAAAGAUUUAUUCUAUGUAUCCAUGUUAGAGCAUAUAUGAAUAUUGGUAUAUUAAGCAAUAUGUAUGACUUAAACGUUAUCCAUAUAGACCUGUUGUGUAAAGACAUUCACUGUGGAAUUUGUAUUUCACGCUUGAAUGAUUUUGGUUAACCUAGCACAAAUGUAUGCUUGGUAGAGGAUUAACAGUGGUUUAAAAUAGGAGGCUUGAUUCCUUUGUUAUGCAAUGAGGGCUUUGUUUAAGAUAGGUUAUUCUUGGAAGUUAGUUCAGUGAUAACUCAAAAUGCACCCUUAAUAUUGCAUGUUUCCCUACUAUGAUUAUUCAGUAUUUGCAAACUUAUAAUGAUUCUAUUUGAAAUAUAGGAUAUGGAGUAUUCAUGUACUGUAAUGACAAUCUGUGACCGGAACUGAUUAUCCGUCUGAACUGUGUAAUUAUACCCGGCAAAGUUAAUCGAAUGAGAAACGUUUGAAUAAACAAAUUCAUAUCAAACUCAAGCCGUGGUAUAGUUGCGUUAUUGCUAACCUGUGGGUAGUCGUUCUGACCUUUCGCUACAAUAGUAAUAAAAACACUAACGUACUUUAUAAAAAUAUAUAUGGCCUAGUAGGCCUAUUAGUAGAAAAUGUGCAGUAUAUAAUAAUUAGUUACUAGCCAUAUAACAGGCAUUGGCCCUAUUUAAUAUUUUAAUUGAUAGUAUAUAUUCUUUAUAGAAAGGCAUAGGCCUAGGCCUAAGCCUGAAUACCCUAAGCCCACCCCUAGCGUGAACCGCUUUAGAAAACAUCAAAAAUGAUAGACCUAAAACAUUAACAUUAACUUAAGUAAAGUUAUUAAGUAAACAUUACAAUCCUAAAAUAAGAAUUACACCGCAUUUGUGCACAUACCAUAUAUAAUUAGCAAUAGAAUGCAACCUAACCUAGGCCUGAAAACACGAUCGGACGAGAAUCGUAACAAGAUUCAUAACCCGAUGAAUUUACGAUGUUCAGGCGGUGUCUAAUUACACUGCACCAAGUCUAAGCUCUGCGGCGAAGGGCCUAGCACCAACCGCCACACACAAUUGAAAGACACAUUUUAAUAUCUCUAGCCACCGUUCGUUAUUAAUUAUUUCUCAAAUUUAAUAACGCCACGUAGUAGUUAUAAUAAUAUAUUUUCAUAAAUACCUUGUUCGCGAACGAUUCGGUUGAGUUUAGACCUAAAAAAAUUAUUGAACUUUUUAAACUCGCUGUACUAUAUCAAUAAAAAAAGUAUAAUACAUACUCCAAGUAUUGAAAUACACGCCAUCGUGUUGGGAUUCAAUAUUGAAUCAAACAAACAAAGAUGACAACAAAGCUUAAGAUCGGAUCUCUCAGAAAACGAUCACAUGGGAGCGUUAGGACCAAUCACAAUGUCCGGAUUCUGCUUUUUCAAAACGUCAUGCAGAGAACGUUGUUUAGAAAGGUCGUAAUUCACGGUUCCGAAUGAGCGUUGUAUGCUAAUACCCAUUUCACACUGAUGAUAUUUUGCAAAUAUUAACAACUUGUAACAAGUUGUAACCAGGUUUGGAUGAGUGUGAAAGCAAAAUCCUUGUAAACUUUCCGAGAUUUCACAGGGGUCCCCUGAGUUAUCUCGGAACAAAAACAGACCAUCGCGAGGCCUGUUUUUUCCCCGAGAUGUUCCGAGUUGUUGUUGCGCAUGCGUCAUGUCCCUAUUUUGACCUUUUCGCGGGCUGUGUGUUUUUUUUUUUUUUAGUUCGAACGAAUGGCGGCAGCGAUGGAAAACGUAGGCCUAUCAACAUUAUUACCUAAAAGAAAUAUUGCUAAAUUUCACAUGUCAGCGGAUGUAGAAAAAAUCACGAGGCUUCGUAAUCGUAGAAUACGCCGACAGCGAAUUAUUAUGAUGCUUGUCGCACUGAUUGCCUCUAACAACAAUGCUUUUGAGUCUGUCCCAAGGUCUUGUUGGGCCCUUCCUCGCAACAUUGAUUGGUGGACUCAUGAUCUGCAGUUUUGGACAGACGAUAGAAGGUUUUAUAAGAACUUUCGUAUGUCAACAGACACAUUCGAUUUACUCUGCCAUCAUUUACAAGGUUCACUCAUGAAACAAGACACACACUUGCGUAAGGCUAUGGCUAUCCCAGUAAACAAAAGAAUUGCUAUCACUUUAACUCGGCUUGCAAAAAAUUCAGAUCUCAGCUGCAUCAGCAACACAUUUGGUGUAGGUGUGUCAACAGUGUGUACCAUAUACACUGAAGUGUGUAAAGCAAUUUGUCAAAUAUUAACACCAAUUUACCUGAAGAAACCAACCACUAGUGAGAUGUUGAAUAUUAUAAAAGGCUUCGAGGAAAAAUGGGGAUUCCCCCAAUGUGGUGGCGCCAUUGAUGGUUGCCACAUCCCCAUCAUAUCACCCUCUACAUACCCAGCUGACUAUUAUAAUAGAAAGGGAUGGCACAGUGUGCUGUUGCAGAGAGUAGUCGAUCAUAGGUAUAGAUUUAUUGACUUUGACUUGGUUGGCCUGGGAAAUGUCAUGACACCUGGGUCUAUGAACAUUCAAGCAUUGGCCACACAGUUUCAGAAGGAAACUAUUACCCUGAAUUGGUUAAAAACAUUAACAAUGUGCCUAUCCCUGUUGUGCUUGUCGGUGAUUCGGCCUAUGCUUUGUCGAAUGGCAUGAUGAAACCAUAUCAGAGAGCAAAUUUGACAAGGGAACAAAAGAGGUAUAACUAUAUUCAAAGUAGAAGCCGCAUGGUGGUUGAAAAUGCUUUUGGCCGUCUCAAGAAUAGAUGGCGUUGCCUGAUGAAGCGCAACGAUAGCUCCAUUACCAACAUGAAGUACAUCAUUGGUGCCUGUCUUGUGUUGCAUAAUUUCUGUGAAGCGUGGGGCGACAACAGCUUACCCGAUGAUGAGGAAGAAGAUGACUUUACUCAACUUAACACAGAACCAACUAACAAUGCUGGUGAUGCAAGUACAAUUCGUGAUACAAUAUGCACAUAUAUAUCACAAUCUCUUUAUUGAAACAUUUUAUUGAUGUUGGUCACUAUUACAUUAAAUGUAAACUGUACAUGCAUCUUCAAAACAAUGGACGGAAGUGAUUUAAGGCAGUUACGUUUACCUGAUACUUGGCAUGUUAUUGUACACAACUGUAAAUAUUCUAAAAAGCACCACUCUUUCUAAAAACAACAAUUCUGUUUGAAUAAGUUAAUGAUUAAAAAAUGAAUGGUGCUAAAGAUGAAAAAAAAAAUAUUAUGAACCUGAUAAAUAAAAACUUGUAAAUACUGUAUAUAGCACCAUGCACUUACCUAUGAGAUGAACGUCAAGCUAAUCUAGACUAUAUAUUUAACCUUCGCAUGAGUGUAUUUGUUUACAUAUUGCAAAGAUACAGAACAAUAAAAGGUAUCAUAGUUAAAGGUUUAAAA
This is a messenger RNA of Anneissia japonica, 3382 nucleotides long. Its product is annotated as protein ANTAGONIST OF LIKE HETEROCHROMATIN PROTEIN 1-like. The record is from RefSeq and is a predicted model, not a curated record. The coding region runs from base 1732 to 2640 and encodes 302 amino acids. NCBI's taxonomy places the organism in Eukaryota, Metazoa, Echinodermata, Crinoidea, Comatulida, Comatulidae. The transcript has 3 exons.